CUUUUUUAGAUCUGGAAAUCAUCUUGUUUUGCUUGAAAAAAAUCCACGGAUUUCAUAAUCUGUGAUGUCGUUUUCGGAUUCCGAGCACGGUGGUGGAAAGGAAUACAAGGUCUUUCGUCAGUUCAGCCGCGAUCGGCUAUUAUACGAAAUGCUUGGAGCUUCAUCAUCUGAUGGUGGAAAAUCGACUUGGAAGGUACUCAUAAUGGAUAAAGUGACCGUCAAAGUGAUGUCUCAUUCAUGUAAAAUGGCAGAUAUCACAGAUCAAGGAGUUUCCCUGGUGGAAGACAUUUUCAGGAGAAGACAGCCAUUGCCUACCUUGGAUGCUAUAUAUUUCAUGCAGCCAACAAGAGAAAAUAUUAUCAUGUUCUUAUCUGAUAUGUCUGGAAGGGAGCCUUUAUACAAGAAGGCAUUUAUAUUCUUCAGUUCACCUGUUCAAAAGGAAUUAAUUAAUCACAUCAAAGCCGACACAAGCGUGUUACCUCGUAUAGGUGCAUUAAGAGAGAUGAAUUUGGAGUACUUUCCUGUAGAUAGUCAGGCGUUCAUCACUGAUCAUGAUUCAGCCUUGGUAGAACUUUUUAGUGAAGAUGCAGAGAAGUCUAAGAAUUUCGAAAUUUUGUUGAACGUAAUGGCAACUCGAAUUGCCACAGUUUUUGCCUCGUUGAAGGAGCUUCCAUAUGUUCGAUAUCGUGCUCCCAGGGAACGAGAUGGAUCUCCAGAAGCAACCCGCAGUUUAAUUCCUUCAAAGCUUGCCGAUUCUAUUUGGCAAUGUAUUUCAAAUUACAAAUCUAUUCCUAACUUCCCUCAGACCGAAACAUGUGAUUUGCUUAUCUUGGAUAGAUCUGUUGAUCAGAUUGCUCCAGUGAUACAUGAAUGGACAUAUGAUGCCAUGUGUCAUGAUUUACUUGAAAUGGAUGGAAACAAAUAUGUCGUAGAGCUUCCUGGCAAACAUGGUGGCCCACCUGAGAAAAAAGAGGUCCUUCUUGAAGAUCAUGAUCCAGUUUGGCUUGAGCUUCGUCAUGCACACAUAGCAGAUGCUAGUGAGCGCUUGCACGAGAAGAUGACCACCUUUAAAUCAAAGAACAAAGCUGCAAAUAUUCAGAGAGAUGGUGAAAUGUCUACACGAGACUUGCAGAAAAUUGUGCAAGCUUUGCCACAAUAUAAUGAAACAGUCGAAAAGCUCACUCUGCAUGUUGAGAUUGCCGGAAUACUCAACGAGUGUAUUAGGGAUAUGGGGCUUCGUGAUCUCGGGCAACUAGAACAGGAUCUUGUUUUUGGAGAUGCUGGAUCCAAGGAGGUCAUCAACCUUCUGAGGACAAUGCAGGACGCAUCUACCGAUAAUAAAUUGCGUUUGCUGAUGAUUUAUGCUGUUGUGUAUCCAGAGAAAUUCGAGGGCGAUAAAGCUACAAAGCUAAUGCAGUUGGCUAAAUUAACAACAGAAGACAUGCAAGUGGUGAACAAUAUGAAAUAUCUCGGAGGACCACCAAAAAGUAAAAAGCAAAGCUCUGGUUUCUCGCUGAAGUUUGAUGGUGGCCAAAAGGAGGCAAAAAAUGCAGCAAGAAAAGACAGAACAGGGGAGGAAGAAGAAACUUGGCAACUGUUUCGAUUUUUUCCUUUUGUAGAGGAGCUUAUUGAAAACCUCAGCAAAGGUCAGUUACCAAAGGAUGAAUAUUCAUGUAUAAAUGAACCACCACCACCAAAGGCUGACAAAUCCCACAGAGCGGCUCCUACACCUAAUGGAAGAAGGCCUGCUCAUUCUAUGAGAUCGAGACGAACACCAACUUGGGCAAGAGGUAACUGUUCCGAUGAUGGAUAUUCAAGUGAUUCGGUUUUGAAGAAUGUAGUCCCUGAUUUCAAGAGGAUGGGACAACGGAUUUUCGUGUUCAUCAUUGGAGGGGCAACUCGAUCCGAGCUAAGAGCAUGUCACAAGCUAACAGCAAAGUUGAGGAGGGAAGUUAUCUUAGGUUCCACUAGUUUCGAUGAUCCUCCACAAUAUAUAUCGAAACUGAAGCAACUGUCAGAAAAAGAUAUCAACAAGGCGAAACCCCAGAAUUGA
Molecule: messenger RNA, 2053 nt
Organism: Hibiscus syriacus
Lineage: Eukaryota; Viridiplantae; Streptophyta; Magnoliopsida; Malvales; Malvaceae
Product: protein transport Sec1a-like
Exons: 20
Coding region: 65-2053 (662 amino acids)
Biological process (GO): intracellular protein transport; vesicle-mediated transport
Cellular component (GO): secretory granule; plasma membrane
Molecular function (GO): syntaxin binding
Source: RefSeq, a predicted model, not a curated record